CAUUCUCAUGCACACGUUAAACCGGUUCAGUGUCACUGUGUGUGAACCGUGUAAACACUCCCGUCGGGAUUUGGGCUCCGUUUUACAGGAUUUGGGAACCGCGCGUGUGCAUCCGUUUUGCUUUGCGGCUCCGCCCGGUGUGCGGUGCGGACUGACUGCUCACAUCUGAGACUUUUAUUGGAUUGACCGACAGCGGCGGGAGAAGGACUGGUGUUACCCCACACACAGGACAAAGAACACGGGGGGAAAUUAAGGAAGAAAUAUCAGAGUGAAAGAAGAGAGGAGUGAAAAUGGAUAAAUGUCUCCUCACAUUCGUCUUUGGUCUUUUAAUGUUCGGUGGAUGCUUGGCCCGGGUGGUGACGGUGUCUCCUGGUCCAUUAAUCCGGGUGGAGGGUCAGCCGGUCUCCAUCAGAUGUGAUGUCAAUGACUAUAGCGGACCUCGUGAGCAGGAUUUCGAGUGGAUGAUGUCCAGGGAGGGGAACGCGCAGAGGACGAAGAUAAUCUCUACCUUUGAUGCCAGCUACUCCCACCCGUCGCUCAGCAAGCGCGUUGCAUCCGGUGACAUCUCGGUGGCGCGACUCGAAGACAACGAAGUGGAGCUGAAGAUAGCGGAAGUGAGGGCGCUGGACGCCGGCUUCUACUGGUGCCAAACGCCGAGCACUGACUCCGUCAUCAGCGGCAACUACGAGGCUCAGGUCCAACUCACCGUCAUCCCCAACACGCUCAAGGUCUCCCCCAUGACCCCACCCCCAGUUAUCCCGGAAGGAAGUGACCUCACGCUCUCCUGCAACGUCACCCGGGAGCUCACCCACCCCACCUACCUGUCCGUCACAUGGUCGGUAAAGAGGGGAGCAACAUCAGAGGACAUUCUGACAUUUGGCCCUCAGGGAGACGUGAUUACAGGGGCUAAAUUCGCCCGGCGCUAUGCUGACGGAGGCAUCCGACUGGUUCCUGGGAAGAACGGAGUGUUUGAACUGGUGAUUUCCAAAGUGACGACAUCUGACGAAGGGAUUUAUGAAUGCAACGGAACUGAGUGGACGCAUGAAAAUGGAGGGAAAUGGAUAAAAAUCGUGGAGAACAAUAAAGAGAUGGGGACUGUUGCUGUUACUCCUACAGGUCAGUCCCUCAGUGUGAAGGCGUCUCCCUCCUCCUCUCCCUCUUCCACAUCUCUGCUCCUCUCCCCCGGCGAGACGCUGACUCUCCUCUGCUCCGUCGCCGCCGACAACCUGCCCGCCCUCGCCCUGGAAGUGACCUGGCUGGCCGACGGCCGCGACAUCGUCACCAUGGAGCGCAGCGGGGUGGUGAUCUCCAACACAUCCUCGAGCAGCGCGCCGGGAAAGCGAGGGGAGGCGAGCCUGGAGCGGACGGGAUCUGGAGAGUACAGGCUGGCAGUGAGGGGGGUGAGCGGGGAGGACGGAGGCGUGUACGCCUGCCGCAUCCGAGCCUUCAUCGAGAAGGGAGGAAGGAGCUCGGGAGGAGGGGGGAGGUGGCACAUGGCAGCUGAGAAAACAUCCAGCCCCGUGACAGUGAAGGUGGCGCAGAUCAAGCCGAACUUCACGGUGACCCUCGAUGCCGUGGUGAACCCACAGAUGACGGCUGAACCCACAGAGCUGGCAUGCCGUGUGACCAACAUUACCCAUUUACCCCCGGGAGGCCGACUGGGUGUCACCUGGGAGCACACCACACUUCCUGGUAUAGGGGAUGAUCCUCAGACCUCGCAUCCCAUUGGCUCCCUGGACAGCCAUGGCAACAUGUUGCCGGGACAGACGUAUUCUGACAGGCUGAAGAGCGGCGUGAUGUCUCUGACCAGAGUCCAGCCCAACACAUUCAAACUGCGGGUUCUCCGCACACAGGAGAUCGACAUGGGCCAGUAUGCUUGCACUGUGUCAGCCUGGAGUGUCAACAGCCAGGGUGACAUGGUGAACACUGUCGAGUACAAGAGCUCACCGCUGACUGUACAGUGGGAUAUGAAACAUCCUACUCUUAACGUCAUUGCCAAACGUAUCCGUGAAGCCACAGUGGGUGGAGCUACCUUUGAGAUGAGCUGCACUGUCUCCACUGAGAACCUCGGGGAGGCAGGUUACUCAGUGCUCAUCCAAUCACAGGAGAACGUGGACAGCACCGUGAAAACCAUCAUGACACUCAGCCCUGACAGCGUCCUGCAGCACGGAGGAGCUACAGACCCCAACAGGAGAGACGGUCUGGUUCUGACAAAGUCUGGUCCGGCAGAGUUUCGGUUUCGCCUGGCGGGCGUCCAGUUGUCCGACAGAGGUUUCUACUGGUGUGACAUCACAGCAUGGACCAAACAGCAGCCGGGACAAGCUUGGACCAAAGCCACCAGGGCAGAGUCCAACAAAGUCAAGAUCGACUUUCAGGAAAAUGGCCCGUCCUUCUCCGUCGCCAUCCAAUCAGACACCACCAGCGUGUAUCCGUGGGAAACGGCCAAAAUGGAGUGCUCGCUCAGGGUCUCUGGAUCCUCCCCAAAGACUGGCUCACACACAGAUGACCUGGCGUAUGAGGUGCAUUGGUUUUUCACCAGGCUGCGCGGUGGAGAGACGACGACCCAGGUGGCCAGCGUCGACCGCUUCGGCGUUGUGAGGAAAGACACUCGCAACUCAUCCAGUGACGUUUCGAUAGAGCGCAAAGAUACACACACCUACAUGUUGAACAUUCACGGCACUCAGGACAGUGACAGUGGUGAGUAUCACUGCGUUGCCACUCCCUGGUACCUGUCGGCCUCAACUGGAGCCUGGACUCAAGCUGGAGAGCUGACGUCAUCUCGAGUCUUCCUUACAGUUCGAUUUGCUGUGUGGGAGUCCCUUAAGUUACCUCUGUUAUAUGGAGUAGCAGCCUCAAUAGGUGUGGGCCUCUUCUCUCUGGUCCUGGGUCUGGUCUGCGCCCAGUGCUGCUGCCGCAACACCGCGCACACCCCACGCUCACGCAACAAACUGAUGGACCUGGAGAUGGACUGACAAACACUUUCCCCCGCACCCACACACUGCAGCGCUCACAGGAAACACCACACACAGAACCGACACACGCCCAUAGACGAUUUCUGGGACACCCAGUUGUUUCCAUGCGACGGACGUUGGGAGUAAAAUGACACGCAUCGCUUUGGAAACAGAAGCCUGACACACUCGAUCUCAGUGCUUUAAGCGGUGCUCAGGGUUUCUCAGCUCUGCAGUGGAGGAGCAGGGGACUUUUCUAAGCACCAAUGAGACUUCUGUGAAGACACAUUGAAAUCUGUGGCGCUUCCAGUGAAUUUUUUUUACACAGAUAUAUUUGCUCCCAGUUCAGAUCAUAGCACUACAAGAAGCUCUGAAGAAUCCAGAGUUGAAUUUUUGAGGAACAUUUGGCUUCUGAGACGUCACUGCCACUUGGGAAUAAAGGACCACGAUACAGAUCUGCUGCCUCUGUUACCACAAGGGAUAACUAAAGGAGCGCUCAGGCUGGACUACUUUUUUUCUUCCAAUGCCAAGGUUCGAGUCUCUCAGAGUAACGGCACACCAGCGUUCCCCGUUGAAUUUUCUUUUUUGAGGAAGUGUGGAAAAUUCAAGGGGUGGUUGGGGUUGGAGAGACGGAACGUAUCUCUCUGUUACGUCACAUGUCUAAAGUUAUUUUAUAUUCGCAGAGACUGGAGGUUUAGGCAGCCUGAGCCUUAUUUCUGUCAUGGAAUACAUGUUCAUACGGGCAGCAGAAGUCCUAGAAAACGAAAGUGCUCCGCGUGCUUUCCACACGAGAGGUAUUGCACUACAACUACCACCCCAGAGUAUUCCUACCUUAACAAAAGGACGAUAUUUACUUUUAUUCUCUAGUUUUUUUAAAAAAUUAAGAGAUUUUAAAAUGAGAGACAUUUUUAAGCUUUACACGGAGAUAUGCAGUUAGUGUGUUUGUGUGUGAGAUAUACUGUACGUGGUGCCAAUAUUUGAACUGAUGGAGGUGUGCUUGGUUCAAAUCGCCAGAUCAACACUUGAACAGCCACUAAAAGUGGCAACAGCAAGCACUCUUCUUUUAUAGAUAUUCCGAAAUGUAUCCUGCUGUUAUUUUACCAGAGUCUCGUGUGUGUUGGUGUGAGUGCUGUGCUACAGUAUGUGAGACAAAGAGUUGCAUGUACUGUUUUAUAACGACAGACUGACGAGCAACACAAGCCUUUUCCUGGGUUACAUUUUGACGACAUCAAAGUCUCCCACCUCCAGAUUUUUAAAACCUUGCUUCACUGAUCGAGUCUCGUGUGUUCACACCGUGAGCAACAUGACUCUCUGUGGGCUCUGGUGCAACAAACUAUUACUUCCAUGUUUUGAAAAAGAAAACCAUGCAUGUUUCUCAGUUUUGUUUUUUAAAGGAAAAGUUCAACACUUGGGGAAAUAAGUUUAUUUGCUUUCAUUCCAAGAUGAGAGGAUCAACACAAUCUCUCAUGUGUGCUGUGUGGUCUUGUUGUGGUUAGCUUAGCUUAGCUUAGCUUAGUUUACAGACUGGAAGCAGGGGAAGACAGCUAGCCUGGCUUUGUCUGAAGUUAAUAAAAAACACACACUAGCACCACUAAAGCUCACUUAUUAACACAUUGUAGGUUGUUAGUUUAAUCUCUAGACAUUUUUGUGUGAUGCCGUUUUUUUGUUUUUUUUUUGGCUGAGCGGGUGGAUAAACUGUUGAUGAAGCAAUAGUUCUACAAUGUAAUGCCUCCUAAAACCACAAAUGAUCAUGCUGACAUUACAGUUUGUGUACAGAUUAAACAAACUUUAAAAUGUGUUAAUUAGAGGUGCUGGUAGGCAUUAUUUUUUUAAUUUAAUUAUUUAAUAUUGGGCAGAGCCAGGCUAACUCUUUCUAUCUGCUUUCAGUUUUAAUGCAAUACUUUCUCAUACCUAAACAAAAGAAUAAAUCAAUUUUCCACUGACUUUUAAAACAACAUACAUUACUCUUGUAACAGUUGCAGUUUUAAACCUAUCCUAGCAUAAGUACUUUUGUCACUAACGUAACGUGACUUAUGUCUCAUGGAAGAAGUCACAUAUGACACUAGCCUAGUAUGCUUCACUUAGUAGAAUACUAGGCUUUGUCAUAAUUUAAAAAAGUUAACAUUGACUUUGUAGUGCAAACAGCAGUCUCCUGGCUAUAAGUCCUGUGCAUGUUUGACCCAUCCAGCACUGCUACUGUCAGGCACUUUUCCCAUCUUAAUGCGACAUUACACUUUGUCACUUUUUAUGCAGGUUACUUCACCUACAUCUCUGCUCCCAUAAUAACUACUACAACCACUAGAGGGAGCCACCUUACAAUAAACGUAAGUAUGGGUCGUAAUAAGCUGCAUGCACAGUCGAGCUGUGGGAUCGUUUUUCGGUCUUGAUGCUAAGCUAAGCUAACAAUCUCUGACUCAGCACACAGACAUGGCAUUCAGAUCAAUCUCCGUUUUUAAAUAGGAAGCAAAUAGGCUUACUCCCCAAAAUGUUGAACCAAUCUUUUUAACAUUUUUGUAAAGCCUCUUGUUGUCAUUUUUGGUUUAGCUAGGCUAGCUGUUUCCAGUUUUAAAGGUCCAGUGUGCAGGAUUAAGUGGCACCUAGCAGUGAGGUUGCAGAACUGAAACUUCUGAGCUACUGUAGAACAACAUGGGGGACUCCACCACAGGGGAGUACCUGCUCUGUAUGUAAAUUUAAAUGGCAACGAAAAUAUAGUUGUUUUUUUUCUGGUGAUUAUAAACUAAUGAAACCAUAGAUCUGAAUAUUGUAUACCAUUUCUGCCAACAGAUGCCCCUAAAUCCUACACAGUGGACCUUUAGAUAUUACUAACUAUCCAGAAAUGUAACCAGAAAACUUUCAGUUUCAGAGCUUCAAACUCUGACACUAGACACAGCCUUUUUUUUUAAAUAAUUUAGGAUGUUUUUUCCAUUGUGAAAAUUGAGAAAAAUUGUACCUUGCACUUACCAGCCAAAACUGAAAAUCAUAUCUGCACAACAAAAACUUUACCAGCUGAUAAUGAAAGUCAUCUGUUCCCAGCACGUGUCGGCUGACCUCUGCUGAGUCUCUGCGGUGGUUUUCUUUUAAGCAAAUGAAUGAAUCGUAUCACGUUGACUGCUGUGUGAACACAGGCUCACAGUUCCAGCAACAACACACACAAAGUGAGGCCAUUUGUGUCCAAACCCAGCAGGACCUAAACAGACCUGUUAGGUUUGUCGUAAGAUGUGCCAGGCUGUGUUUCCUCCUUCACUGACUGGGCUUGGUUAGCGCUUUGUUUGAUGUUUUAAAUAGUUUUAAAAGGUAUUUUAAGCAACUAUCGGAACUGUAUGAGCAAUAUCAGGCUGUGGUCAGGUCAGUCAGCGCAUGUGAAGCUGUACUCUGGACAUAUUUUUUACCCUCAGUCAGAACUAAAACAUUUAAAGAUACGAUUAUUUUAAGACAUUGGAUGUUACAUAUUCAAACCAUGAAUCUGUUGUUCACUUAGCUCUGACUUUGUGCACCAAAACACCUCAAAUUCGGCCUGGCCGGGCAGCCAGUGCAGAAUACUUAAUUAUUAUCCAGUCCAAACAAUCCCCAAAUCCAUAAAUAUCUCUGACUGAAGAACUCCAAGAGUUUAUUUCAUAGCUUCAGGAAACACCCAGACAAACCUGUACACAUCCUGCUACAAUAAUAUAUUUUAUUUUCAGUUCGGGACACUAAGGGGUUAAACCGAAAACCCACUUUGAGACAUAUUGAGACAAUAUGUGUGUUUGGGUUUGAUUGAUUGUGACAGUUUCUUCAAAAACUUCCAGUGCGUCUCCAUAAAGCUUCUCCACAGGUGUGUGUGGGGGUGUGUGUGUGUGUGUGUAUGUCUCUCUCUCUCUCUCUCUCUCUCUGUGUGUGAUAGAGCUGUUGCAGUAUUCAAAAUGGGUUUUACCACUAUCACGAACACACACACACACACUCACAGUACUGGAGCUCACAGGUUAAUGAUAGGGCUCCGUGCCAAAUGCUCUUAACAGUGAACAACACAAACACGUAGCAUUGAUACACUCCUCUGAACAUGUCACUGCAAGGUUUCCCCAGUGUCCUUUUACUUUGUCAUUUUAUUGCAACGAGUAUGAUGAAUCAUGAUGAUGGUUUUUUUUUAAAUAAAUAGAUUUGUAAGAUGUAUUCAUUUUGUAAAUUAUUUCAUAUGUCCUGAUUUUAUUGUGUUUUUAUGGUAAUGAUUUCAUUAUUGUUUAUUCUCGAUUUUGUUACCCAGCUGUUUCCCCCUCAUGGUGGUGUACGUGGAAUAAGGCAGUACAGGAGGAGGCGCACAUUAAAAUCCUCCAGGACUGUAACAUGCUCAUGCUUGUUUAACCCAAACAAUGUGUAAUGUGACUGCAGUUGCUUCGGAUCGAGGUCAGGACUCAUUUGUUUAAAACCGGACCGAGACCACCUCUUCAGGAUGGUCUCGGUCCGGUUGUUUUGGUGUGCACCUGAGUGCGACUGCUGUGUUCACACCUGCCCAAACAAACAGCCCCUAGGAGGCAAACCAACUUGAGUUCAAUUGAAAAGAACCAAACGGGGCAGAUAUGAUAGCUGCCUUAAAAACAGCUAGUUUAUGCAGAAUGUCCCGUUUCAUGCAAGGGAGGAUUCUCAGUACCAGGUACUGUCCAGGACCAUGGUUUUUCGGUGUAUCAACUGAAGCCUCUGAAUGGGCGUUUCCCAAGACAGGGCCAGGCUUGCUGGGAGACACACCAUCGCUUCUGUCAUGCACUGCUGACUGGAGCAUGUCAUCAAGCUGUAAAGCUUACGAGCAUUGACGUCAUGUUAUUUACGUUCUCACAAAACCAACAUAACAUUAGCUAUCAAACGUUAUCAAUUUAAACCGUCAAACUUUCAAAUUCCAGUUGCCCUUGGAAAUUAAAUGAUAGCAUGCUAACAUUAGCGCACAUACCCUUCAGAUGCUACUUUUUCAUGUUAUUUCCUGCACACUCAUUGCUGUGUUCAUCGAGCAUUUUUCAUGUGGAUUCUACUUUAAACCUCACCUUCAACAUUGAGCUUGUAUCUUGUGAUCACACCAAGCCAACGGUCCGUCUUAGGUCAAUGGCGGGCAGUCGAUGAGCAUCUGUUGCCCUAAUUUUGGGGCAUUUCCUGCAUGGCUGGCACUAGCCAGCCCUUGUGGCCUGUUUUUUGGUCGAUUCAGCAUGCUGAAUUGGUGUCCUAGAUGGUGGAGCCCGUUGGUGAGAGAAAUCCUUGUGAUUGGCAGUUCAGCUCAGCACAAGAGAAGGGAAACAGAAGUGAGGGAGGCAAACAAACAAGACGGCGUGAGAAUAAAAUAAACUUGUUACAUUAGGUCCGAUUCAUUAGGUAAGAUUUCUUCUAGCCACUGAGCUCUUUAGCAGAAAGACUUCGUAAUUGUUUGCAUUAUCGUUUGCUGCCUCACAGUAAAUAGAAUUUGUUCUUUCGACAUCAGGUUCAGUUGUUAAUGUGCUAACUGGCUAACUAGCAUCUUGAAUCCAUCCUGUCGGUCUUACAGCUUCCCCUUUUUCAGUGGUGAGUACAGAUGAUGCUGCCUGCUGCGAUGGAGAGUGAUGAAGCUCAGCGUAAGUUCAAUAAGGUAGACUUUAUUUAUGCUAUAUCCACUGACAAUUUUCCCUCUAUCCCACUCCUACUGCUUCCACCAAUCAGCUGACGAUGGUGUUCCCUCUCCAGGUUAGCCAGUCAAACUUUGCCACGAUCUCCUUCAGCCAUUCAUGUUGCUGCUGCCAAACUUUGAAUCUCCACUUUGCUCCUGUCAGCUGUCAUUUUAGGCAGGUUGGCAAUCGUUCACAUUACCAACCCACAAAGCAGCAACAGUAGCUCUGAUAGGCUAGCUGUUGUGUUUUGGUUGGAUCUCCAGCUGCUGCCCUGUCUGUCUGUGUGCAGCCAAUAGGGGCGGUUCAUACUAGGGUUCCUCAUGAUGUCACUCUUCUUCCCCCAAAUCAACAUUUAUGUGUUUUGUGUUUGUACAGUUGAUUUAUUGUCUGAAUAACACCAGUAGAUAUUUAAAUGUGGAGGUAGUUCUGGCUGGCCCACAUUUGCCCUCUUUCUGUUAAGAUGUGGCUGCUGAUUUUUUUUUUCCACAGGAUCUGAUGUGGUCGUGAUCAGAGUUCCUGCUCUGAGACUUGUGACAAAUGUGGGCCAAUUUGGUUUUUCUUCUCCG
This is a messenger RNA of Epinephelus fuscoguttatus (brown-marbled grouper), 9111 nucleotides long. It is a transcript of the gene ptgfrnb, whose product is annotated as prostaglandin F2 receptor inhibitor b. NCBI's taxonomy places the organism in Eukaryota, Metazoa, Chordata, Actinopteri, Perciformes, Serranidae. The transcript has 15 exons. Bases 291 to 2972 code for a protein of 893 amino acids. The record is from RefSeq and is a predicted model, not a curated record.